Oryza brachyantha (malo sina) is the source of this 1909-nucleotide messenger RNA. RefSeq names its product U-box domain-containing protein 25-like. The record is from RefSeq and is a predicted model, not a curated record. The coding region runs from base 116 to 1363 and encodes 415 amino acids. The transcript has a single exon. Gene Ontology annotation, molecular function: ubiquitin protein ligase activity. Gene Ontology annotation, biological process: protein ubiquitination. Lineage: Eukaryota; Viridiplantae; Streptophyta; Magnoliopsida; Poales; Poaceae.
CCCCGCUCCACUCCGCGAGUCCUCCUCGUCUCCACCACCCACCCUCUCACUCACCCACCAACCCACUGACCGACCCACGGCGAGCUAGCUGGCCGCGCCACCAGAUCGGAAUCGGAUGCCGGGGAGCGCCCCGCUGCCGCUGGGGCUCGACACGGCGGGGCUGCAGGUGCCGUGGUACUUCCGGUGCCCCAUCUCGCUGGAGCUGAUGCGCGACCCCGUCACCGUCGCCACCGGCCAGACCUACGACCGUGCCAGCAUCGAGUCAUGGGUCGCCACCGGCAACACCACCUGCCCCGUCACCCGCGCGCCGCUCGCCGACUUCACCCUCAUCCCCAACCACACCCUCCGCCGCCUCAUCCAGGAGUGGUGCGUCGCGCACCGCUCCCUCGGCGUCGAGCGGAUCCCCACGCCCAAGCAGCCCGCCGACCCUGACCUCAUCCGCUCCCUCAUCUCCCAGGGCCCCGCGCUCCCGCCACUCCGCAAGCUCAGGGCGCUCGCUAGGGAGUCCGACAAGAACCGCCUCGUCAUGGCCACGCCCGAGACCAGGGCCGCGCUCGUCGAGAUGGCGUUCGCCUCGGCCGCCGGCGACGAGGUCGAGGCGGAGGCCAUGGCGGUGCUCGCCAUGGUCGGCAUGGGGGAGGCCGAGGCCGUCGAGGUGGUCGGGAGGGGAGAGAGGGUGGCCAGGCUCGGCGAGCUCCUCGGCGGACAGGGGACGACGCUGGAGGCCAAGGUUAACGCGGGCGCCGUCGUCGAGGCGGCGGCCGCGGCGUCCGGGACGGAGGCCAGGGCGGUGCUGGGCGCGGCGGAGGGGGUCAUGGAGGGACUGGUCGCGCUGGUCGAGGAGAAGGGCAACUCGCGCGCCGUGCGCGUCGGGAUCCGCGGCCUGUUCGCGCUCUGCCUCGCCAAGGAGAACCGGCCGCGCGCCGUGGCCGCCGGAGCCGCCGCGGCGCUCGCUCGUCGCGUGGCGGAGGUCGGCGCCGGCGGCGGAGGCGGAGGCGUCGCCGUGGAGCCGGAGCGCGCGCUGGCGGCGGUGGAGCGCCUCUGCCGGACGGAGGGCGGUCGCGACGCGGUGGUCGCCGGCGCCGGGGGCGGCGCCGCGGCGGUGCGCGCGCUGGUGCGCGCCAUGUCCGGCCGCUCCGCGGAGCACGCGGCGGGCGCGCUGGUGGCCGUGGUGGGCGGAUCGGAGGCGCUCCAGGUGGAGGCUGUCCGCGCGGGCGCCAUGAGCCAGCUCCUCCUGAUGGUGCAGGGCGGCUGCUCGGAGCGCGCGAAGCGCAAGGCCCAGCACCUCCUGAAGCUCCUCCGCUCCGCCUGGCCGGCCGCCGACUCCAUCGCCAACUCCGACGACUUCCUCCAACCGUACUAACACCCCCAUUCCCCCCAUUCAUCAUAUCCACUCACGGCUCCGGCGGCCGCGGCGAUGUAUGUAGUACGGCGACGGUGGCAGUAGCAGCAGCACCACUUCAUCCACGGAGAAAAAAGCAACAAGAUUCGAUUUUUUUCUCCUCCUCAAAAUCAAAUUUCCAAAUUUUGUAUGUACAUGUAUCAGUUGGCACUAGGCGGAUCUUGAUUCAAUCAACUCAACAAAAUAGGCAUCCAAUUUUACUCUCCUCUCCUCUCCUCUCCAUUGCAUAUCUGCAUCCCCUCUUCUUCGCACAUGCAGAAGAGGAGAGGUUUCAGUUAAAAAAAAAAAAAGAGUACGAGAGGUGGAAGAGAUCGCGCAUUGAAAGGUGAGUACAGAAUGUUGCUGUUGCUGUUGGUGGUGGUGGUGGUGUGGGGCGGUGGAAUUAUUGUUGCGAUCUCGUCCGUCGUCCCGUCCUCGCACACGCACACGCGCGAACGCACGCACGCACACGCAGAUGCGCCUCUGCCGCUGCAGGUUGCAUGCUGCUGCUCCUCCUGCGUCCGCAUG